CAUAUUUAUUUAUUUGGCCAUAUAUCUACUUACAUACUCAAUCAGGUAACCUAGAAUCUCAUCACGGAAGAAAAUGCAACCCUGAAGGUGGCUCCCACGUUGACAGCUAGGAAGAAUCAUAGUCGCUGGCCUAAUGGGGGGCACGUUGCGACCAGCACUAUGAAUUAUUGAUAACCUAUAUAUACACACUCACGUACAUGCCAUCUUUUUCACUGCGAAUCAAUCGUCCCUCAGCUCUGAACUCUUCCUUGUCACUUCACUCCUACGAGAAAUGGCAAGCACGCACCUCAUUAGCCUUUCUCUUGUGCUUCUCCUAAUCGUCUUCCCUUCCACAGAAGCAGAUGACUAUGUGCCAACAGAGAAGAAAACAGAUGUGGUAGUGGAAGCCAUGGUCUACUGUCAGAGCUGUGACCACUAUGGAACCUGGUCUUUGACUGGAGCCAGGCCCAUUGCCGCUGCCAAAGUAAGCGUUACCUGCAAGAACCACAAGGGUCAAGUUAGUUACUACAAGGUCUUCGAGACCAACAGAAACGGCUACCUUUUUGCACAGCUCGAAGGGUUUAAGGUUCAGAAUUAUUUGUUGGAUCACCCCCUCCAAUCUUGCUUCGUGAAGCUUGUUUGGUCUUCUGUUGAAAGUUGCAGCCUCCUGUCCAAUGUCAAUUAUGCACUCGACGGAGCUCCACUCCGUUAUGAGAACAAGAGAUUGCAUGGAAGCAGAUACGAGGCUGUCGUAUAUGCUGCUGGCCCCUUGGCUUUUCGUCCCAAUGGUUGCUCUCACACUACUCAAUUCUAAUUAUGCUGCAUAAGAUUGUUCUUUGUUAUUUUAGAAACAUUUGUAUUGAGAUCCGUUUCAGUAUUAUGUUUGACAGUUGCUGUUUUAGUUUUUGUUGAUCUAGCAGAAAAUUGUUGUCGUGUUUUUGCCACAUUAAUUAUUGUAAUAAACUCGAGUGCAAUAUCAAGAACCAGAUUUUGUUUUUCUUGACCA
Messenger RNA from Prosopis cineraria, 985 nucleotides. RefSeq names its product non-classical arabinogalactan protein 30. The coding region runs from base 272 to 793 and encodes 173 amino acids. The record is from RefSeq and is a predicted model, not a curated record. The transcript has a single exon. Lineage: Eukaryota; Viridiplantae; Streptophyta; Magnoliopsida; Fabales; Fabaceae.